AUGGUCCGGUGGGAAUCCCGGAGCCACGCCGGGACUCCGCGGGGUGCACAUGGCAAGGACCAUACCACCGUCAUCGCCGACCCAGAAACAUUCAACAAUGAGGGCAUCAGCGACGACGUGGUCAGCAGCGCGAAGCGGCCACUGCUGGACCAGUUCCCGGCCGACCCGCAGCCGAAUCCGUGGCUACCGCGGAUUAUCAUCGGCUUAUGGCUUGUCAUGACGCCGCUCGCCAUAUACUAUCGCAAGGAGAUAACAGAUUUUGUUCGUGCCGUCGCCGUGAAGGGCGCUGAGCACGGUUCCUUGCUCUACGUCUACUUCGUCCUGCUGUUCAUCCUGGCGGUCUUGUGCUGCGUGUCGCUGGAGAUUAUGAUCAUUUCCGGCGGGUUCAUCUUCACGCACUUGCACGGGCAUAUCAAGGGUGUGCUCAUCGGCACUGGCCUGAGCUUCGUCGCAUACUUCAUCACCAUGCUGAUCUGUUUCCUGAUCAGCAGGUACGUGCUCAAGGGCAUCAUCAACCGCUACCUGCGCCACUACAAGUACUACGGCGCGCUGAUCCGAGCCACCGAGCUUGAGGGGCUCUCACUCGUGGCCAUGAUCAGGCUCUCGCCGUUCUUCCCGCCGACCAUCGUCAGCUACAUCUUCGGCAGCACCAACGUUUCCGGCCGACAAUACUGCCUUGCGAGCUUCGCAGCAAUCCCCUCCAUUGCCUUCUUCACCUACAUCGGGUCGCUGAUCGAGAACCUCUCCGACGAAAACAAUCCCCCGAAGUCGAGCACCGAAAUCGCGAUGUUUUUGACCGCGUCGAUCCUGAUUACUGUUGCAGGCGUGUACUAUACAUACAUGGUUACCAAGCGCCACCUGGAGCCAAACCGGUCGCCACGGCCGGCGGCGGACGCGGAGAGCGUAGCGGCGUAG
Molecule: messenger RNA, 915 nt
Organism: Babesia bigemina
Lineage: Eukaryota; Apicomplexa; Aconoidasida; Piroplasmida; Babesiidae
Product: SNARE associated Golgi protein, putative
Exons: 6
Coding region: 1-915 (304 amino acids)
Cellular component (GO): membrane
Source: RefSeq, a predicted model, not a curated record